Molecule: messenger RNA, 826 nt
Organism: Diospyros lotus (date-plum)
Lineage: Eukaryota; Viridiplantae; Streptophyta; Magnoliopsida; Ericales; Ebenaceae
Product: DCC family protein At1g52590, chloroplastic
Exons: 5
Coding region: 64-615 (183 amino acids)
Molecular function (GO): protein-disulfide reductase activity
Source: RefSeq, a predicted model, not a curated record
UCAUAUUUACAAGAUGAAUGGCAACGGACAGAGAGAGCGAGAGAACUCGCUUUCGUUGAUUCCAUGGCGCUGCUUGCCCCUCCUAUUGCUAGAACCAGUGCGUCGCUUCCUCUCGCCGGCGUAACACCUCGCCGCCGAUUGGAAACAACCAGUACUAGAACUACCUCUCUGGCCGCCGUAUCAACGCCGCGCGGCGGAGAAUCGACGGCGGAUUGGGUGCAGGCCACCUCCAGGUUCUUCGACCAAGACACGCGCCCUAUCAUGUUGUUUGACGGUGUGUGCAAUUUGUGCAAUGGAGGCGUGAGGUUUGUUCGUGAUAAUGACAGGAAUAGGAGGAUAAGAUUUGAAGCUCUACAGAGUGAAGCUGGCAAGAAACUGCUACAGAGAUGUGGAAGAGCUCCUGAUGACAUUUCAAGUGUUGUACUUGUUGAAAAGGAAAGGUCAUAUAUCAAAUCAGAAGCUGUACUGAAGAUCAUGGAAUAUAUAGACUUGCCCUUUCCUCAACUAGCAUUUUUUCUACAGUUGGUACCUCUCUUUGUAUGCGACUUUGUAUAUGACAAUGUUGCAAACAAUCGUUACACGAUAUUUGGUUACUCUGAUUCUUGCGAGUUGUAGGGCAGGGUACUUCAGGUUUGUGCUCUUUCGACAACGAUGUGGUUCAGAAAUUGAGUUCAAAAGUUUAUUUUUGCCAUACUUGUAGCUUUCUCCAUCAGUUUUAUGUUUGUUAAUACCGACCAAAUGAAUGCAUAAUAAGUAUGUCUGUGCUAUUUGCGAAUGGUAUCUGUUUUAAGAUGACUAUGAAAGGAUCUAGAAUAGAAUUCUUUGA